AUGAGCCAGAUCCUUGCAAAUGAUUCAGUGACAUGGCAAUCUACCCAACAGUGGGAGGCCAUGAUGGCAGUCCUGCAAGGCACUACAGACAUCAUUGCAGUGCUACCCACUGGUGCUGGAAAAUCCAUGCUUGCAAUAGUCCCUAGCAUCAUGGAAGAAAACAUGGCAACCAUUCUUGUCUUACCCCUCAACUCUCUCAUCAUGGACUAUGAACACCAUCUACAACAGAUGGAUGUACCCUAUCAGCUGUACCAGGGAGGGCAAGAUGAAGAGCUGAACACAGUUCAUAACCUCAUCCUGACAUCAGCAGACAAGGCUCAAACAAGCAACUGGUGA
Molecule: messenger RNA, 336 nt
Organism: Pisolithus orientalis
Lineage: Eukaryota; Fungi; Basidiomycota; Agaricomycetes; Boletales; Pisolithaceae
Exons: 1
Coding region: 1-336 (111 amino acids)
Molecular function (GO): ATP binding; nucleic acid binding
Source: RefSeq, a predicted model, not a curated record